CUGCAAUUUUUCUUUGUUUGCCUUUAACAAUACAUAGUCUCCACAGAUAUAUCUUUUCAAUUUAUAUUCGCAUGUCUUCAAAUUCACCAAUUGCUUCAGUACCAGAUCCCAAUGACAAUACGAACAGUGCUGAUAACCUUAUCUAUCAGCAGCAACCACAACCUUUGCCGGAUGAAAUUGACGAUUUCGAAGGUCAAGAAGCCAUUCCUCAAAAACUGAAGCUUGACCUUAGAGGAACUCGCAUUGACCUUGAUAGAGAUACCUUAAUCAACUUACCCGAAAGUCUACUCAUUGCUAUGUUCCCUAACGGUCUAAUAUUACCUAGACCAGCAUCGGAAGAAUAUGACGACUUUGACGAAGACUACGAUAACAUUUCGCGCCAUUCCAUUGGUGUCGAUGAGCAAGUUAACUUUGUUGACUUUGACCCAGCUUGUUUGGAGUAUGUCCUAAAAUUUUAUAGCCAUGCUGCAGAAGUGCGAGAUAGGAACCAGCAAGAUACUGAAAUCCAACAAAUGUUGAAUAACUCAUCUGCUGCAACUUCGCCUGUUUAUUAUACACUGUUGACAAAACAGCCAAUCAUUGUUUUACGAGAAGAACUCGAGUACUUCUGCCUUCCUACAGAAAAGAACCAAUCAGUAAAGCAUUUAAAAUUGUCCUCUGGUCAGUAUCUGAAAAAACGAGACCAUAUUUUUGAGGCUCUACAACGCAAUAUAUCCAGGGAGAAUAAUGUAGCUGAACAGCACCUUAUUGAUAUGCUAUGCGAUGCUGGGUUUCAUCGAGAUGAUCGUUGGGGAUAUCGUGAAAUUGAGCCUUUACGCACAAUUAUUAGUAGCAUGGCACUUGUUUUACUGAAAACAGUUGGCCCAGAUAACCAUAUGGCCACAGCUCAAAAACUAUUUUUAUUCUGGAGAAAGCCUGCUAGAAAAUGCUGGUGGGAUGGCAACACUGUCGAGCUGGAGGGCCACAAAAUCCGUCUAUGGGCUCGGAGAACCUGGACAUUAGAAUUGGCUUUGGUGUAAGGUAUCGAAGCUUUUGUACACAUUGACUAUUAUGAGCCUCUUGUUACUUUAUAUUCUCAUUUGUAUACCAGAUAUGUUGUUCCUCUCUUUUAAUAUUUUUAUUUAACCAUUUUCGUUCCUCAUUUAUUUCCUUCCCUCCUUUACAAACCUUUCAAUGCUCCUUUUCAACAGCGACAUAAAUCAUACUUAUUUAGGAAAAUGCGCCUAGUGAUUUUAUUGCUUCGUCAAUUCUAUGGCAUUUGUAUAGAAGAAAGAAUGUAAAAUGGCUUGCUUUGAUUGAAAUAGAUCAACUACUUCAAAGCGUUUUCGUCGAUCUUCUCUAAGCUUGCCUUUUUAUCCGAGGACUUGGGUCCUGCCUCCAGUUUACCAAUGAUUACAUAAUGUUCCUUGAUCUGAGCUGAGUGCAAAAAGGUCACAUAAGAGUCACAAUUAGAUUAAUUUGACAGAAAAAAAAAAAAAAGUAACAUCAAACUUCUUGUCCCCAAGUGUAUUCCUAUU
Mycotypha africana is the source of this 1517-nucleotide messenger RNA. RefSeq lists its product as uncharacterized. The record is from RefSeq and is a predicted model, not a curated record. NCBI's taxonomy places the organism in Eukaryota, Fungi, Mucoromycota, Mucoromycetes, Mucorales, Mycotyphaceae. The transcript has 2 exons. Bases 72 to 1019 code for a protein of 315 amino acids.